AUGAUAAUUGCAUAUCUAAGAAUAGAAAAAAAUGAUCGGGAGCAAUAUGGUCGGAGAAAUACCCUUGAAGUAUACGGUGUUCCGGAGUUGCAGAACGAGGAUGUGCAGAGUCGAAUACUGGGGAUCGGUAAAGCAUUGGAUGUGAAGCUGGACCGCAGAUCGAUCGAUGCAUGUCAUCGCCUCCCCAGAAGAAGAGACAACACCGCGCCCGGCAUCAUUGUUCGUUUUGUCUGUCGAGGAAAUAAGGAUGCCUUGCUCAAAAAGAGGAAAGAAUGUAGAGACUUUUCAACUCAACAUAUCAACAUGCAGGGAAAUAGUCCAAUCUACAUAAACCAAUCUAUAACGGCGGAGAGACGUAAGCUGUUCGGCAGAGCCAAGAUGAUACAACGGGAGAAUGGGUUUCGACAUGUGUGGAUCGACCGAGUGGACCGAAUCAAAGUCAGGUACGAGGACGGCGGUCCUGUUAAUAUUAUCAGGUGUGAGGAGGACCUCAACAAGCUCACAAAUAGAAAUAAGGACAAUGUCGGUGUAAGUAAAAAAUAA
Molecule: messenger RNA, 543 nt
Organism: Nilaparvata lugens (brown planthopper)
Lineage: Eukaryota; Metazoa; Arthropoda; Insecta; Hemiptera; Delphacidae
Exons: 1
Coding region: 1-543 (180 amino acids)
Source: RefSeq, a predicted model, not a curated record